AUGGCCUCCACCGGAGAAGCCAUCUAUAUGACACCCUACUCGCCCUACCCUUCUCAUCACCAGCAGGAUUUGGACCUGAACAUGAACAGCUCCUGCUGCCGUUACCUCUCAGCUUCACCAAGUCGCCAGUCACUUCGACGCCAGCGAUCCUCGUCGAUCCCUUCGAUUUGCUUUGACGGAUAUCUCGAGCACCUCCCCGUCGAGCCAAAGAAGAAACGCGAGUGCACCAGUUACUACAACAAUCACCCCCGCCGCCACUCUCGCGGCCCACGACGCACAAUGAGGUAUUCCCGAGACAGUCAACUCGUUAAUCCCGACGUCAUCGAUCGCCUGGAUAGUGCUGGCUUUUAUCAGUAUCAUCAUGAAGGACCAUACGAUGCAGUAUACCCGGAAAGGAAUUUCGACAGCAAGUUGAGCCCCGUCGAAGCCGUCAAAAGAACGAACGAGGAAGCUUUGAAGGCCACCCCCGAGAAUAAGAUUAAAGACAGCAUUAACAGUCAUCGUCCUCUCGAUGGGGUGGCUUUCUAUCCACCUGGUACUACGGAUAGGGAAGGACAAAUUUAUAACUACGAGGAGGGUACCAAUAUGAUGAACGACUAUGGUAACUUUAUGCGCUGCCCCGGCUUGAAAUUCACCGAAGAAGACUUCAAGAAUGAUCCUUUCUACAACACGCCACUUCCAAAGCCAUUCGCCUCCCUCAGAAGGGUACUAAGCCUGCGUCGCCGAAACCGCAGGAGUACCCAGUGAAUGAAUUCGACUUCUCCAUCUCCGAAGGUUAUUUAAGGAAUAUAUAAAGGGUUAAGAUUGAUAAAUAGGGCUAGGAUGUCAGGGAUUUGACAACACAAUAUGAUACCUCAUGUUUUGUUAUGUACUUCAGCAUCAUGCUGACCACGGAAUGGGCUGAUAUAUGGGGUUGUUCGGAGUUUUGGGCAUGGAGUUAUGGAUUGAUUAUCUUUCAUGUUGUUCGGCUUUCUGUAAUUAUAAAUGUCCGUCAAGAUCUCAACGUGCUUCCUCCUAUCCCCGUUGAACUUGAUCAUGGUCAUGAUUGGGCAUGUUUAAUGUUGUCCGAAUCUACUCCUGUACCCACUGCCCAUCAGAGAACCAACUGGACUUUACUUGCCUCUCGGAUGCAGCAUCACAAGUCCGAUCGAGUGCAAUUGAAUCAACUUACUUCUACCUCUCGGAUAUGAUAAUGAAUCCGAUAGAGGGACACUUUA
Aspergillus nomiae NRRL 13137 is the source of this 1217-nucleotide messenger RNA. RefSeq lists its product as uncharacterized. The transcript is spliced from 2 exons. Gene Ontology annotation, cellular component: cytoplasm. NCBI's taxonomy places the organism in Eukaryota, Fungi, Ascomycota, Eurotiomycetes, Eurotiales, Aspergillaceae. The record is from RefSeq and is a predicted model, not a curated record. Bases 1 to 747 code for a protein of 248 amino acids.